Molecule: messenger RNA, 5975 nt
Organism: Syngnathoides biaculeatus (alligator pipefish)
Lineage: Eukaryota; Metazoa; Chordata; Actinopteri; Syngnathiformes; Syngnathidae
Gene: znf865
Product: zinc finger protein 865
Exons: 3
Coding region: 969-4919 (1316 amino acids)
Biological process (GO): regulation of DNA-templated transcription
Molecular function (GO): RNA polymerase II cis-regulatory region sequence-specific DNA binding; DNA-binding transcription factor activity, RNA polymerase II-specific
Source: RefSeq, a predicted model, not a curated record
CAACGGGGCCAACGUCGCCGUGCACGCGCACCGGAGCGGCGAGAGGAGGCGCACUAUUUGGCAGGCGAGCAGGCAGGGGGGGUCAAGCGGCGAGGCGCGUCAAAGCGGGGCGGUGGUCGCGGCCGGCGGUCUCAACCGGGCCGGAACCAGCGCUCGCGCACUGGAAAACGCGACCGUUUCUGGGCUCCGAGGUCGCGGUGGUGGCGGUGGGGGGGGGGCGGGGUUGAUACUGAGGACGGACGCCGAACGAGCGAAGGAGAACCGAGGGGGCGCGCUUCACCCCCCUCCCCACCUCCCGGGCAGGCCGCGAGAGGUGGAAGAAAGGCGGCGUGCUCGCGUGCGUCGCGCAACCUGGAGACAAUGGCGGCGCCGAGCGGCCCGCAGCGUUUUUGUUAGCGGGCUCCGAGUGGACGCCAGGCAGGCCUCGCUCGCUGCUGGUCCGGGCGGUGCGGCUGCGAAGGAAACCAGGCCUCCCGCGGGACAACCAGCAGAGACCCGUCUCCCCUUUUUUGCCGCUUAUGUUGGACUCCUCAACGCAUUCGUAACACCCCCCCUCCCCCCUGCCCCCCUCGACGAGCACUUUGAGCUUCCUGGAUGCUCGAUGGAGAAGACUCCGGCAAACUGAGAGCAGAGUCGCUCCUCUCGAAGGUCCGGGCAUCAUCACCCCCCCCCCCCCAAAAAAAAAAAAAAAAAAGCAACCUUCGCAGCCCCCCCAAGAGUGUCACAAGGCAGACCGCUCCAAAAAAACCCAAAUCAGUCUGAAAACCAACGUUGGCCGUCCUCCGGGAUCCUGAAGGAACCGGGACAGACUUUUCGCGUGGGUUUCCCGGACGACCGGAGCGUGGCCGAGGAGUCCCCGGCGGCGCAAAUGAGACGUUGAGAUCCCGAGAAGCGCGGACUCCCCCCGAGGUUCUCGCGGUGGGGUCGCUUUGACUCCCGAGACCGCUCGGCCAACGCUCGCUUGGGAGAUGUUCCAGUUCAGCAAGUACCCCAUGGAGAUCCUGGAGAUGCUGAGCGGACACCAGGCGCAUCAGUUCAAGGGUCUGGGCCUGGAGCGUCAGCUGAGCCACCAGCAGCAGGUGCAGCUCCAGCAUCAGCAGCAGCUUCAGCAGCAGCACCAGUCCCCCGCCGACACGUCCGGGGGUCUGCUGUCGGGCCUCGGCCUGGGGACGCUGCCCGCCUCCCGGAGUAACGCCUUUGCCGACUCCUCCUCCCUGUUCGCCAAGAUGAGCGCCCCUCCCCCGUCCAUCUCGCACCAGAGUCAGUCGUCGUCGUCGUCGUCUUCGUCGUCGUCGUCGUCGUCGUCGACUCACAGCUCCAGGAAGUCCGGCAAGGUGAGCGGCGGCGGCGGCGGGAGCUCCUCGUCGGGGUACCCGCAGUUCCUGCGGCCGUUCCACCCGGCCGAGGCGGCGCUGGCGCAGGAGCAGCUGCACUCGGGAAUGGGACGCUUUGACUUCGGCGGGGGGCCCGCCAGCAGCGGCGCCGGGGUCCUCCCCGCGCCCCCGCCUCCUCCGCUGCAUCCCGGUCUGUCGGUGCCGCAGCCCUCCCCGGGACCCUCUUCCUCCUCUUCGUCUACCUCCACCUCCGUCUCGGCCUCCGGCAACCCCCCCGGCGGCGCCGCGGUGCCCCUGGUCGGCCAGUCGGACCCCCGCAGCCUACACCAGCAGUUCAGCUGCAUGCUCGCCGCCAACCAGUACUUCCUGUCGGGAGUCCCCGCCAACAGCAGCCUGGAGCAGUUCCUGGUCCAGCAGGGCACUCACAACCACUUGGGUCUGGGUCUCGGCCAGGGGUCCUCCGAGUCCAACUCGUCUUUGGCCCCGCCCCCCGCCCUGCACUCCUCCCACGCCCACUCGGCCCCGCAAGCUCCGCAGCAGCAGCAGCAGCUGACCCCCCACGCCUUGUCUCACCCCCACAGCCACUCCCACCACCCUCACCCGCUGCACCCGGCCCCCCAGCCGGCCCCCCUGGGGGGGUUCGACUUUCAAAGCAUCCCGGUCCUGUCGUCCAAUCAAAUUGCUUCCCUCAUGCAGCAGGAAGCGGGCCUCCCCCUCCCCUUGCCCCUGCACUUGUCCCUCCCCAAGGACGACGCCGCCAAGUCGGGGGAGGCCUCGUCGUCGUCGCUUUCUGCCGGCGGGAGCAGGCGGAAAAAAGCCAUGGCGGGAUACCUGCCGCAGAGGAAGGCGGAGAGUCAGGCUCACGGCGGGGGGGCGGGGGGCCACCGUCACGGUUCGUCCACCCCGGGCCUGGUCGGAGAAGCUUCCGGAAGCGUCGGCAUGAGCGAGCAGCAGCAUUCGUCUCUCCUCCCGUCGCAUCCGCAACACCCGUCCUCUUCCGCCGUCUCCUCAGCUUCCUCCUCCUCGUCCGCCCCGUCGUCCUCCGCCUCCGCCUCCUUGCUGGUCGACGGUGACCAGCGCUUGCCCAAAACCGGAGAGAACCGCAGCGGAAACCCGCCGGGUCAACCCGAAUCGGAAUCCCUCUACCACUGCGGAGAGUGCGGGAAAACGUUCACGCACCUCUCCAGCCUGCGGCGGCACCUGCGCAGCCACGGCGUGACGCCCGACACCCAAAGCAGGAAGUCGGACUGCACGUCUCCGAGCCCCGAGAGGAUCUUCUGCUGCGGCGACUGCGGGAAACGCUUCAAGAAGCGGGGGCACCUGAUCCAGCACAGCGUCACGCACUCGGAGAACCGGCCGUUCAUUUGCAACAUUUGCCAGAAGUCCUUCAACCGCCGCGAGUCGCUCACGCGGCACGAGAAGAUCCACGACGAGAAGCCGUUCCGCUGCCCGGCGUGCGGACGCUGCUUCCGCGAAAGCACCUCCCUCCUCAACCACGCCGCCUCGGGCGCUUGCGGAAAACCGCCCCGUGCUUCCAAGAACCGCGCCGGCUCGUCCAACCCGGGCGCCGGCGGCAAAAUGCGGCUUUCCAGUCAGAACGCCGUCGUUCCCGAGGAUAAAUACUCGGGCGACUAUUCGAGAAGUCGCUACCCCGGACAGGCGACGUACGACGACGACUACAGGCGCACGCAGGCGUCGUCGCUGUACACGCCGGACGCCGGCCUCUCGGGGGACCUGGGCAACCAAACCCUUCGGAAGGCCCCCUUAGCGCCGACCCUUCACCCCCACCCGCAGAGUCAGCACCACCACCAGCAGCCGCACCUUCCUCUCUCCUCCUUAUUGGACGAUUCCGAAGACGAGGUCACCAGCAGCGCCAUGUCGGCCAUCGCCGCGGCGGCGGCGGCCUCGUGCGACAUCAACACAGAAGGCAGGGACGGAGAAAGGAGGGACAUCAUCGGGGGGCUGCUGGGGGGUCUGGGCUUCGGUAACCUGAGCGGGCCGUCGCCCUCGCCGAGCAUCAACGGGUCCACCGUGCCGUUGUCGCACCACAGCCAGCCGCACGCCAAGCCCCGCAGGCCCCGCAAGCCCCGAGAGAAGCGAGACCCCAACGCCGUCGUCAGGAGACGGCGCGGCCCCGCCCAGCCCGGCGACGGCACGGAGCGGCCCUACGGGUGCCAGCUCUGCGGCAAGCGCUUCCGGCGGGCCGAGACGCUGCGGCGCCACAACCGGGUCCACACGGGCGAGAAGCCUCACGCCUGCGACAUCUGCGGCAAAAUGUUCCGGGAACCUUUCCACCUCACCAAACACCUGACGGUGCACUCGGGCCAGAAGAACUACAAGUGCAACCUGUGCGGCAAAAUGUUCGCCUACGCUCAGAGCCUGGUCAGACACGGCAAGCUGCACCGCAGGGGCGAGAUUGACAACCAGGGUAGAAGAAUCAAAGGAGCCGCCGCCGCCGCCGCCGCCGGACAAGCCUCCAACCAGGGAAACUCUGACUUCUUCUCGUCUUGCUCUCAAGAGGAGAAGUCGCCCAUGUCCGGGACCCCCUCCCAGAGGCUCUACACUUGCACGGUGUGCUGGAAAUCCUUCCGCCAUUACUUCCACCUGACGGCGCACCAGCAGACGGUGCACGGCGGCGGCGUGGGCCUGGAGAAGUCCUUCCGCUGCGAAGUCUGCGGGAAAUCCUUCGCCUACUCCAACAGCCUCGUCCGCCACAAGCUCUCGCAGCACGGCAUCGACCGCAACGGCCAGCGGGUCAACCACUCGCAGCCGCCCGGUUACUCGUCGGCCUUCUACGACUCGGGCGCGGGCUACGCGCAGCACGCGGCCGGCCAGCCUCCCGCUCCGCAGCAAGACCCCCCGCACCCGUUCCACUACCGGCCCAAAAAGCAGUCGGACGGUACCAGGAGAGGCCGCAAGAAGAAGAGGCGGGUGGUGAUCCACAGCAUCAUGCGGGACGGGAAGCUGGUGGGCGUCCCGCUCAGCAAGGAAACGCGCAGGAAGUUGAUGCUGCUGAGGAAGAGGAGGGGCCGACUGCUGGCUCAGAUGAACAAGAAGAAGCUCCUGGCGCAGCUCAGGCUCCGCGGAGGGGUGUCGGCGGUCCGGUCCUGGUCCGGCGGGGCCGUCAAAGUCAGCGGGCUGGUGUCCAUGGACGUCGCGGUCAAGCGCUUCCCGUGCCCCGUCUGCCCGAGCGCCACCUACGCCAGGAGGGGCUUCCUGCUGCUGCACCGGGCCGUCCGGCACCCGGUCGGGACUUCGGGCCGGCGCGCCCGCCUGCACUGCCCCGUGUGCGCCCGGCGCAGCGCCACCCUCCUCAGGGCCCUCAAACACCGCGGGCGGCACCUCAGGCGCGCCACCUUCCACUGCCACAAAUGCCGGCGCCGCUUCUGGAACCCGCGGCUCCUGGAGAGGCACAAGUUCUCGUGCCGGGCCCCCGUUUCGGGGCCGCGGUGGGGCGACGGCGAGUGGGCGCCCGCGAGGAUGAAGCCGUCGCACGGCUACCGCCCGACGGCGCAGCCGCCUCUGCCUCUGCCGGCCCUGGUCCCGCACGACAGGUCCUCGGUCCUGACCGAGUACGCUCACUAAAAACUCCGUUAGUUUUUCGUCACUUUUUAUUUUCAUUUUUUUUCCGUAACAAUCAGAGAAGCGAGUGGCAGCUGGCAGCUUUUGAACAAAAAGGGACAAGAAAAAAAUGGUUAGAGUUCCUCGCGCCUCCAAAACCCGCAAAAGGUCACAUGACCGCCUCGGUCACAUGACGACACUUUUUGAGUAGCAGCCGUGAGCGUUCACAACUGGCACGCGAACACACGUGGACUGAAGGCACACACACACACGUUCAUCUAACAUGCGCACGUUUGCGCAGACACACUUGUUUGUGUCACAUGUCAACACUAUUGUCGGUUUUGUGUAGAUUAUUUUUUGUCCUUUAUUUUAUUAUUAUUUUUUUUUAAACAAACACUGUUGCUCCUGUCAUGAGAUCCUCCCGACUUUCCAGCACAGUUCAGAUGCCUUAUUAUUGUUAUUGUUUAUUUUUUUUUUGGGGGGGGGGGGGGAGGGAGAGGUAAUGUGACUGAAACAUUUUUCUUUAAUUUUUUUUUAAGAGAGCCUUCCAAAAUUUGUGUAGUAAUAACCCGGAGUGUAUCGAUAUAAUUCCCGAUUUAUAUUUUAUUAUAUAUUGACGACUUGCCGUUUUUUGUUUUUAUCCCUUUUUCUCGUAUGGGUGUCCGUAUUGUGAGGUCAGGCUUACGGGGUUCGGGUCGGGGUGUGCUUGUAAAAUGUUGGUUUGGGGGGGAAUAUUAAUUUCCUUGUGUGUGUGACACUUUUUGUAACUAAAGCGUGCACACUUAGUUCGACUUAGCUCCUGUUCGCGUUGUUACAUUGUUUGACCUUUUUUGUUUUGUUUUCUGUACAACUAAAAACGUAAUAUUAAUACUAAAUGACUUGUUAUUUUCUUUGUAUAAAAAGUGACUUGUUGAAGACCCAAAUAAUAAAAAAAAAAGUAAAUCGAAAAAAAAAAUCACAUCUAGGUUCUACGUCGAGAGGUGCGUUUGAAUUAAUAUCGAUGACAAUAUUUUACUCUGAAAAUGUGUCUUUUGUUCAAAUUAUAACCAAAAAUAUGUCCAUUAAAAUCUGAUUAAAUAA